This is a messenger RNA of Musca vetustissima, 1563 nucleotides long. RefSeq names its product NF-kappa-B inhibitor cactus (gene cact). The coding region runs from base 1 to 1506 and encodes 501 amino acids. Gene Ontology annotation, molecular function: protein binding. Lineage: Eukaryota; Metazoa; Arthropoda; Insecta; Diptera; Muscidae. The record is from RefSeq and is a predicted model, not a curated record. The transcript is spliced from 6 exons.
AUGUGGCAACCAACACCGUCAACACCAUCAUCAGCAGCCCCAUCGUCAACAAAUGAUAAUAAAAAUAAUACCGAUGAUUGCAAAUGCAGUGGCGACGAUAGUCAAGCAACAUCGUUAGAACACAACAAACCAACAUUUGGAGCCGUCGAUAACAACAAGAAAGUACUAGAAUCCACAACGGAGGAAGCAACAGAUUCUGGUUUCAUAUCGGGACCACAAACAACAUCGACAUCAUCCAUCCGCAUCAGCAGCAGCAGUGAAGUUGUAGAAGGUGCCAUUGGUGGUGGUGGUUCUGAACAGAAAGUGCAACAAUACGAAACAGAUUCGGGUUAUAUUAACGAAGAAAUAUCUUCUGGUCAUAUUGCAUCUGCCACGACAAGCGACCAAAUGUUACUCAAACACAAUGUUGAAACUGGCAUGUCAGAGCGUUUGGGCAAGCUUAGCUUACAGGGCAAUUCCAAUUUAAAUAAUUUGGAUGCACCCAAAGGAUUUACACAGCUGCAGCCCCAACAGCAACAAAAAGCAAACAUUACACCAUCCUCAGUCUCAGUACCAUCUACUUCCCAACAACAACAACAUGCAGCUGGAUCCUCAACACCCCAACAACAACAACAACAGAAUACAACAAAUAUACCAGCCCAUAUAACACCGGCCAAUGCAUGGGAAUAUUAUUAUCAACAAAAUGAUGAAGGAGAUACGCCUUUACAUUUGGCAUGCAUUUCGGGUAUGGUCGAUGUGGUGGCGGCUUUAAUACGCAUGGCACCUCAUCCCUGUCUAUUCAAUAUACAAAAUGAUCAAGCCCAGACACCUUUACAUUUGGCCACAUUAAUAGCACAUCCCAAAAUCAUCAGAAUGCUUUUAAUAGCGGGAGCAGAGCCAACCAUACGUGAUCGUCAUGGUAAUACAGCUUUACAUUUGGCCUGUAUGUCUGGCGAAGAACAAUGUGUACGAGCUUUGACCAUGUCAAUUGGUGCCUCUGAAGUUAAUGAAGCCCACAGACAAUACGGUCACCGUGCCAAUGACAAAUCCUAUCUCAAAUGUGCCCAUUUACCUUCAGACUUGGAAAUACGUAAUUAUGAUGGUGAAAGAUGUGUUCAUUUAGCUGCCCAAGCUGGUUAUAUUGAAAUUCUACGCAUUUUGGUUUAUUAUGGUGCCGAUAUUAAUGCCAGGGAAGGUAAAUCUGGACGCACUCCUCUACACAUUGCCAUCGAAUGUUGUAAUGAAGAUUUGGCCAAUUUCCUUUUGGAUGAAUGCCGCAAAUUGAAUUUAGAAACCGCCACAUAUGCCGGCCUAACAGCCUAUCAAGUUGCAUGCGUUUUAAAUAAAUCCGAAAUGCAAAAUAUGUUGGAAAAACGUGGCGCUGAACCUCUAACACCUCCCGAUAGUGAUUAUGAUAGUAGCGACAUUGAAACAGAUCUUGACGAUUCAAAGUUAUACGAUCGCUUUGGUGAUCCAGGUUACUUUGUUGGUGGUUACAAAAGCGGCAAUGUCAUGACGGUGGUCUAAUUUGGCCAAAUACUUUUUAAUAAUCAAUAAAACGCUUCCAUGUCCUUUCUAUCUACC